Acinonyx jubatus (cheetah) is the source of this 2400-nucleotide messenger RNA. RefSeq names its product lymphocyte antigen 9 (gene LY9). NCBI's taxonomy places the organism in Eukaryota, Metazoa, Chordata, Mammalia, Carnivora, Felidae. The coding region runs from base 41 to 1957 and encodes 638 amino acids. Gene Ontology annotation, cellular component: external side of plasma membrane. Gene Ontology annotation, biological process: T cell activation. The record is from RefSeq and is a predicted model, not a curated record. The transcript has 10 exons.
AAGCACUCUCUUUCAGCCUGAGGCCUGAGAGAAGAUCAUCAUGGCGGGUCCAAAGAAACACCCAGACGACUGGGUGCUACGGUCCUUCUCCAGGAAACCACAGAAGAGUCAGCCGCACGUAUUCUCUCCCUUACUGUGGACACAUCUCCUCUUCCUGCUCGUGGGACUAGAAGCCUCUGGAAAGGACUCACCCCCAACAGUGGUGCCAGGGAUUCUAGGGGGUUCGGUGACUUUCUCCCUGAACAUUUCAGUGGACACAGAGAUUGAGCACGUCACCUGGAAUGGUCCCCAAAAUGCUCUUGCUUUAGCAGUCACAGAAACACAAGUUAUCAUUAUGGACAAAAGCUACCAGAACCGACUGAACAUCAGCUGGAACUACUCCUUGUCUAUCAGCAACCUGACUUUGAAAGACGCAGGAUCCUACAAAGCCCAGAUAAACCCCAAGAAUUCUAAAGUCACCAUUGAUGAGGAAUUCAUCCUGCGUGUCUAUGAGCAGGUGCAGGUGCCUCGAGUUGUCGUGAAGUCCGUGAACAUGUCUGAUAGUGCCUCCUGCAACAUUACCUUGAUUUGCUCUGUGGAGAGGGCAGGGACAAGUGUUCUGUACAGCUGGACCCCGAAGAACACCCAUGCUUCUGAAUCCCAUGGGGCCUCCACCAUCACCAUCUACUGGAUGCCAUGUGACCCAGACCUUCCAUACACCUGCACAGCCAGGAACCCAGUCAGCCAGAGCACCUCCGGCCCCAUCCAUGUCCGGCAGUUCUGUACAGCUCUGGGAGCCUCCAGAGGAGGAUCAACGGGGGAGACAGUGGUGGGGAUCCUCGGGGAGUCAGUCACCCUCUCCCUAACACUCUCGGCCAGUCACUACGUGAACAACAUUGUCUGGAUGUUUAACACAUCUAUUAUCACCAAAAAGCAGGAAGUGAAGCCCAAGAUUCCUGACAAGAACUCUGGCCAAGACUACUCCCUGAAGAUUGGCCAGCUAAAGAUGGAGAAUGCUGGCCACUACUAUGCCUAUGUGUGUUCAAAGGCCUCCAGAGUCAUCAGCAGAAAACAUUUCACCCUGCUCAUCUACCGGAGGCUGAAGAAGCCAAAGGUUACCGGGAGCCUUGAGCUCACUGAGGAUGGCAUCUGCAGGGUCAGCCUGACAUGUUCAGUGGAGGACAGUGGACACAAUGUGACAUACUUAUGGACCUUCCUACAGAAAGGAACUGUCAUGUCCCAAGGGGGAUCUCACCUCAAUAUCUCUUGGAGAAGUGAUGAAAAUCAUCCCAACUUCACAUGUACCACCAGGAACCCUGUCAGCAAGAGCUCCCAGUCAUUUCUUCCCGGUGACAUCUGCCCAGGGCACGAGAGAAACGUGAAGCUCUACAUUGGACUCUCCUUGAUGUCUCUUGUUCUUCUGUGCUUUGGGAUCUCCAUCUGGUGGUGCAUGUGGAAGCAAAAAGGACGGCGUGGGUUUCUGAGAUCAAUGGCAUCUGCCCUAGACCAUAUCCUGGGGCCUUUGCAGGCUUACUCAGUCCCAGACUCCAGCUCCAACCAAGCUGAAACCCCAGCGGAUGUGCCAGGGUAUGAGAAGCUGGACACUCUUCUCAAGACUGCCAAGCAACGGUCUAGGCCCCCCUCUGCCAGCAGCUCUGACAGCAGUGGAACAACCGAGGAGACGACAGACAUGGUCAAGGCUGGAAGAUACCAGGAGGACACUGGACCUGACUCGGCUUCUGAGACGCCAGCAGAGUACGAUCUCAUGCUGAGGAAUGCGCCUGCACCUACGGCCCAAGACAACACGGUGUAUGCGCAAGUAUUCCUCAACUUGCAGGGAAAGACCCUAGUUCCUCAACAGAAAGAGGGUUCGGCCACAAUCUACAGCUGUAUCCAGACACCCCAGAAGGUGGUGCCACCACCACAGCAGAAUGAUCUGGAGUCUCCUGAAACCCCUACCUAUGAAAAUUUGGACUGAAAAGAAAAGCAGCUGCUGCUUCUCUCCCUGUGGUCGGAGAGGGUUCUGGACUGUGUAGGGGCCUGGCGCUCUCACAGACAGAGCACUUCAGAACUGCCUUCAGCAUCUCAAAGGUGCCUGGGUUUGACCCUCGCCCUUCCUUUCACCCUUGUAACUUCCCAAGCCCAUGAACAGAUCAGACACAGGCUCCUUCUUGGAGUCCCUGGCCUUCAAGAUGCCCCUGCUCCAUCCAUCUCCACGCAGGCUCAGUUUCCCCCCCUCAGUUCAGAGGCACCACCUUAGAGCUUUGCCAAGGCUGGCCACAUGUGGCUGAAAGGGCUCUGGACCUUCACACCAUCUUCUAAACAGGUGAUAAAAUGGAUCCAACAGAUAUUCUCACUCAUGGGCACGAAGAUCUGUGUAAAAUUAUGUCCACUGCAGUAUCUUUUAAAAUAGAAGGACAG